Molecule: messenger RNA, 3637 nt
Organism: Hippoglossus stenolepis (Pacific halibut)
Lineage: Eukaryota; Metazoa; Chordata; Actinopteri; Pleuronectiformes; Pleuronectidae
Product: eukaryotic translation initiation factor 3 subunit A
Exons: 3
Coding region: 273-2765 (830 amino acids)
Molecular function (GO): GTP binding
Source: RefSeq, a predicted model, not a curated record
ACUGACACUGACACAGAACUCUGCUUCUCCUGCUGAUCACAGACAAACUGAAGUGUCGUUUGGAAGACGUCCAUCACGACCACUAUUUUGAAAUCGCAGCAUUUCCUGUGCCCUGUACCUGAAGAACCACCAGAGAUUCAUAUCAGCGACCGCGUCACAACCCCGGAUGGAUGGAUGAGAGUCUGAUCAGAUCAACUCUCCAAACAACUGACCUUCAUACCAACUGAUUUACACUUUAACAUUGUUGUCACAGAUUCUGUGUCGUCACCAGAAUGUGGUCUGGAAUGAGCUUAGCAUGGAAGUCGGUCACUUCUUUAUUUUCAAAACCAAAAUCAAAUGAUCCUGAAGAAACUCCAGAUGUUUUUGACUCUUUUGAUACUUUACAAUCAAACGACUGCGUUCCAGAGACGCCAGAAUGCUCUCAGCGACUAGCGGACGCCGUUAAAGAUGAAAGCACACUGCUGAAACCUCAGUCAGGGCCUAUCCCUGUUUAUAAAAUUCCCCUGCAAGAGGAGGACAUCGCUAUGAACGGGUGCAAACGUUUCCGCUUCGGGAAAGAGUCCCAUGGACCUAAUCGCACCAUAAUGGUUCUGGGAGCAACUGGUGCUGGCAAAUCAACUCUUAUCAACGGGAUGAUUAAUUACGUUCUCGGUGUUGAGUGGAACGAUCCCUAUCGGUUUAAAUUAGUAGAUGAGGGUCAGUCCACCUCACAAGCUCACAGCCAGACUACUGAAGUCACGACAUACAAACUCAACCAUCGGGACGGCUUUAAAAUUCAGAACUCGCUCACUAUUGUUGACACUCCAGGCUUUGGAGAUACGAGAGGUAUCAAAAAGGACAAGUUGAUCGUAGAGCAGCUUCGUCAUCUCUUCUCUGCUCAGAGUGGUGUCAGUGAAAUCGAUGCUGUGUGUUUCGUAGCUCAGGCUUCUUUAGCACGACUCACACCAACACAGAAAUACGUGUUUGACUCAGUGCUCUCCAUCUUCGGCAAAGACGUGGCAGAAAACAUCCAGAUUCUGGUGACAUUUGCAGACGGCCAACAUCCACCAGUUCUGGAGGCGAUCAACGAAGCGGGUGUCCCGUGUCCGAAAACAAAAGAAGGACUGCCGGUUCACUUCAAGUUCAAUAACUCAGCGUUGUUUGCCCAAAACAAGAGAGCAGCAGAGAGCGCGAGUGAGGAAGAUGACGAGGGAGGCUUCGAUGAGAUGUUUUGGAACAUGGGGAUAAAAAGCAUGAGGAGGUUUUUCACUGCUUUGAAUGUAAUGACGACCAAAAGCUUGACGAUGACAAAGGACGUCCUCAGAGAACGACAGCAGCUCAAGAUCUUAGUUCAGAGUUUGCAGAAGCAGGUUAAAAUUGGGUUUGACAAGCUGGAGGAGAUAAAAGAGACGGCUACACAACUGAAAGAUCACGAGGCAGAGAUCAGCAGAAACAAGGAUUUUGUGAUCGAACUCAAAGUCAAUAAGGCUUUUCAAUAUGAUAUUUCUGGUUCUGGAACUUUCCUCACAAACUGUCAGCAGUGUCAUUUUACCUGUCAUGACAAUUGUGCUUAUGCAGCUGAUGCAGAUAAAAAACGCUGUAGUGCAAUGGGACCAGAUGGGUUCUGUAAGAUGUGCCCAGGCAAAUGUGUUUGGAGUGUACAUUAUAAUCAGAAGUACCGAUGGGAGUACAAGGAAGUCACAGAAAGACAAACAGUAAAAGAGCUGGAAGAUAAGUACCUGGGAGCCACAGGGGCUAAGAUGUCUGUGGAGACACUGAUUGACAGACUGAAGGCUGAGUAUGACCUUAUGAAGGCUGAGGUGGUGAAAGUGAUGGGUGAAUCUGCCAAGUGUCUAAACAGACUUAAAGAGAUCGCACUGAGGCCAAACCCUCUGUCCACUCCAGAGUACAUCGACAUGCUCAUAGAAGGAGAGAAAGCUGAGGCCAAGUCGGGCUGGAAGAAACGAGUCCAGUAUCUGAUAAACAUGAGAGAACACGCAGAGUUCAUGGCUAAAGUGGGGAGAGGAGAAGAAUUCCUCCAGAGUUCAUCCAGUGACUUCCAGUCUUUUCUUCAAGGUCCAACGAAGGACGGUGCCGACCAAGACACGACUGAUACCACCAACGAAAAGGGAGUUGCCGAACAGGACCAAGAUGAGAACGACCAAGACCAAGAUGAGAAUGACAAAGACCAAGUAAACACUGAAGACCAGGACCAAGAUGAGAACGACGAAGACCAAGACCAGAACGAGACCGAUGAAGGCCAAGAUAAGAAUGAUGAAGACCAAGACCAGAACGAGACCGAUGAAGGCCAAGAUGAGAAUGACGAAGACCAAGACCAGAACGAGACCGUCGAAAGCCAAGAUGAGAAUGAUGAAGACCAAGACCAGAAUGAGACCGACGAAGGCCAAGAUGAGAAUGACAAAGACCAAGACCAGAACGAGACCGACGAAGGCCAAGAUGAGAAUGACGAAGACCAAGACCAGAACGAGACCGAUGAAGGCCAAGAUGAGAAUGAUGAAGACCAAGACCAGAACGAGACCGAUGAAGGCCAAGAUAAGAAUGAUGAAGACCAAGACCAGAACGAGACCGAUGAAGGCCAAGAUGAGAAUGACAAAGACCAAGUAAACACUGAAGACAAGGACCAAGAUGAAGAUCAGGAGCUGGAGCUGGAUUCAAAUGAAAGCUUUGAGGACCAAGAUCCUGACAUUGAUUCCAACAACGACCAGGACGAGAAAGAUUCUGAUUCCAACCAAGACGUCGCUCACACUGCGACAGAGACGGACUGAGGCGUCUUCCAAACUUCUACAUUUUCAUUUAAACCGAAACCAUCUCUGUCUUUGGCUCCAUAUCAUUUUAAUCCCCAUCCAGACUCACAUGCAUGUGAACACGUAUCACCUGACCAUGCACGUACACAUGCAUGUGCCGUUGUAAACAGGAAGCAUUUGUUGUUAGUUGCAAAAAAGAGCUCAGCUACAAACGAAAAGCAUCAAUGUUGAACGCUGAGGCCGGUUGUUUUCUGCAUGAAGGAGGUCAUGUGACAGGAGCCUGACGAAUCAGAGAGAAAGGAACCAAUCACCAAGAGGUUGUGAGCGUCUACGUUAUCGUUUCCAAACAUCUCGGUUUCUGUCCGUCCAGAUGAACACGCAGCACCGGAGUUUUCAAACUCAAACGGGACCAACAGUGUUUCCAAACUUCUCUGUUUUAAUGUUUCUGCCUCUUUGCUUCACGAUUCUUCAUCAGCUCGAUGAUUAAUUAACAAUUUAGCAUUUAUUUUAAUUACACAUCAAAAUGCAACUUCCAGUCACAGCAUGACAGCGUGUUGUGUGGGAGUAAUGUUGCUCUGUGUCAUAGUAGAAAGCUGAGAGCUAACAUGACAGCCAUGUCAACAGUGUAGUUCACUGGUGUGAUGUCGGCCAUAUCGUAUCUGUGUCUUUACGUGUUUCAUGUCUGAAUUACAUGAUAAAACAAACCUUGGAACAAAUGUCAGUUUGCUUGGUUUGAACCUGUGUUUUACUCACAGCUGGUUUGAUCUGUGCUUGUGUUCUAUAACUUUUUAUGUUUGGAAAACCUGAAGUUGAAGUUGUGUUAUUGUUCUGCAGUUUAUUCAAGUAUCUCUGACAGAAAUAUAUAAGUAAAUAAAUCCAAGUUGAACAACUGA